AGUAGGUUUCUCUACAGAUCCAGCGCCUUUAAACCCUGAGCACACUUUUUUAAAAAGGAAGAAAUUAAGGCUUAAGGAACUAGAGAGUCGCCUGCAACAAGUGGAUGGAUUCGAAAAGCCCAAGCUCCUUCUAGAACAGUAUCCAGCCAGGCUGCACAUUGCAGCAUGUAUGCUCUAUACAAUCCAUAAUACAUAUGAUGACAUUGAAAAUAAAGUGGUUGCAGAUCUAGGAUGUGGCUGUGGAGUGCUUAGCAUUGGAACUGCAAUGCUAGGAGCAGGGUUGUGUGUUGGAUUUGACAUAGAUGAAGAUGCAUUGGAAAUAUUUAAUAGGAAUGUAGAAGAGUUUGAGUUAACAAAUGUAGAUAUGGUUCAAUGUGAUGUAUGCUCAUUAUCUAACAGAGUGCCCAAAUCAUUUGAUACAGAAAUUAUGGAUCCUCCUUUUGGGACCAAAAAUAAUAAAGGGACAGAUAUGGCAUUUCUGAAGACUGCUUUGGAAAUGGCGAGAACAGCAGUAUAUUCUCUACACAAAUCCUCAACUAGAGAACAUAUUCAAAAGAAAGCUGCAGAGUGGAAGGUCAAGAUAGAUAUUAUUGCAGGUGGCUUUUGUUUUAUAGAGCUGCGAUAGGACCUGCCAGCAUCAUACAAGUUUCAUAAAAAAAAAUCAGUAGACAUCGAAGUGGAUUUAAUUUGGUUUUCUUUAUAAUAGCCUCCAAAGACAAAAGCAGCUUAAAAUCUAAUUAAAAUGAAUAAAAAAUUUGUUUAUUAAAAA
This is a messenger RNA of Cervus elaphus (red deer), 769 nucleotides long. RefSeq names its product rRNA N6-adenosine-methyltransferase METTL5-like. Bases 170 to 625 code for a protein of 151 amino acids. Gene Ontology annotation, molecular function: rRNA (adenine-N6-)-methyltransferase activity. The record is from RefSeq and is a predicted model, not a curated record. The transcript has a single exon. NCBI's taxonomy places the organism in Eukaryota, Metazoa, Chordata, Mammalia, Artiodactyla, Cervidae. Gene Ontology annotation, biological process: rRNA methylation.